AUGGAGCCUUAUGACACAACAUUUCUGUCUUUCGGUGGGUCUGAGCCUUUUUCUGGAGCUCGAGGAAGAAUGGUAAGAAUCGAAGACGGCAGUGUUGAUGGACGACGUGGAUCACCAAGUGAAGUAUUCUCGCAGGAGAUCAAUGAUGCACACAAGAAAAGUAAUCGGAAUGGUUCAGGGUAUGUGUUGAUUUUGCAUGCUUAA
Messenger RNA from Haemonchus placei, 204 nucleotides. Lineage: Eukaryota; Metazoa; Nematoda; Chromadorea; Rhabditida; Trichostrongylidae. The record is from the annotation of a GenBank genome assembly.